Messenger RNA from Pelobates fuscus (common spadefoot toad), 1840 nucleotides. Its product is annotated as gamma-aminobutyric acid receptor subunit beta-2. The record is from RefSeq and is a predicted model, not a curated record. The transcript is spliced from 9 exons. Lineage: Eukaryota; Metazoa; Chordata; Amphibia; Anura; Pelobatidae. Gene Ontology annotation, cellular component: synapse; GABA-A receptor complex; neuron projection. Gene Ontology annotation, molecular function: chloride channel activity; extracellular ligand-gated monoatomic ion channel activity; GABA-A receptor activity. The coding region runs from base 299 to 1723 and encodes 474 amino acids. Gene Ontology annotation, biological process: chloride transmembrane transport; signal transduction; regulation of membrane potential.
ACAGGGACAGGUGAUCCUCAGCUAUACGUAGUGUGACAAUCGAGCCGAACCUACUCGUUGGGGUCACAUAUCUGUGGUGGGAAAAUACAUCUCCGUUCUGCCUAAAGUUGGGGAGGUGGGACUUGUUCCCCGUCCCCUUGAUUGUUUGUGCCUAUGUCUGUGGAAUGCGAACACUGCUCAUUUUGAUGUUGUACUGGGCUCUGCGCAUGUGCAGGACUUUAGAAUUACUGCACUGAUCAGAAUAAGUUGGAUGUCUUGCUUUUCACUGAAAACCCUUAAUCAUAUCUAAAGCAAAGGGAUGUUGUCAUUCAAGAAGAAGGGUUACUUUGGAAUCUGGUCAUUCCCAGUUAUAAUUGCCAUGGUAUGUGCACAAAGUGUCAAUGAUCCUAGCAAUAUGUCAUUGGUUAAAGAGACGGUUGACAGACUCUUGAAAGGCUAUGACAUCCGACUGAGGCCAGAUUUUGGAGGUCCCCCUGUGGCAGUUGGCAUGAACAUAGACAUUGCCAGCAUAGACAUGGUAUCAGAAGUCAACAUGGAUUAUACACUGACAAUGUACUUUCAACAGGCAUGGCGAGAUAAAAGACUUUCAUAUUCAGUGAUUCCUUUAAAUUUGACCUUGGACAAUAGAGUAGCAGAUCAGCUCUGGGUUCCUGAUACAUACUUCCUGAAUGACAAGAAAUCUUUUGUACACGGUGUUACGGUCAAGAAUAGAAUGAUUCGUUUGCAUCCUGAUGGCACAGUGCUUUAUGGUCUCAGGAUCACUACGACAGCAGCUUGCAUGAUGGACCUUAGAAGAUAUCCACUGGAUGAACAAAACUGUACUUUAGAAAUCGAGAGUUAUGGCUAUACCACAGAUGAUAUCGAAUUUUACUGGCGUGGAGGCAAUCAUGCGGUUACAGGAGUGGACAGGAUUGAAUUGCCACAGUUUUCAAUUGUGGACUACAAGCUUUUAUCAAAAAAUGUGGUUUUCUCUACAGGAUCAUAUCCCAGGUUAUCGCUCAGUUUUAAAUUAAAGAGGAACAUUGGAUACUUCAUCUUGCAAACUUAUAUGCCUUCUAUUUUGAUCACUAUUCUUUCAUGGGUCUCUUUUUGGAUCAACUAUGAUGCUUCAGCUGCCCGUGUUGCUUUAGGAAUUACAACUGUUCUGACUAUGACCACCAUCAACACUCACCUUCGAGAAACACUUCCAAAAAUACCUUAUGUGAAAGCUAUUGAUAUGUACCUCAUGGGGUGCUUCGUUUUCGUGUUCAUGGCUUUGUUGGAAUAUGCGCUGGUCAACUACAUAUUUUUUGGUAGGGGUCCACAACGGCAAAAGAAAGCAGCAGAAAGGGCCGCAAGUGCUAACAACGAACAAAUGAGAAUGGAAGUCAAUAAGAUGGAUCCUCAUGAAAAUAUAUUAUUAAGCACACUUGAAAUAAAAAAUGAGAUGGCAGCAUCUGAAGCAGUUUUGGGCCUUGGGGAUCCAAGAAGCACUAUGCUGGCAUAUGAUACCUCCAGCAUCCAAUACCGAAAAGCAGGUUUAGCCAGACACACCAUUGGAAGGAAUGCUUUAGAACGACAUGUUGUUCAAAAAAAAAGCAGGCUAAGGAGGCGUGCAUCACAGCUAAAAAUAAACAUACCAGACUUGACUGAUGUUAAUGCCAUAGACAGAUGGUCACGCAUGAUCUUUCCAGUGGUGUUUUCUUUUUUCAACAUAGUCUACUGGCUGUAUUAUGUGAACUAAGACCAAUAGCCAUACAGUAGACAUUUCUGUUUUAUUUAUAUGUGACAACUGAAAUGGGGCUUAGAAAAAGUUAUUCAGGAGAUAAGUUAUUUUAAAACACCUUAGUUGCUGGUAAUU